Cooperia oncophora is the source of this 333-nucleotide messenger RNA. The record is from the annotation of a GenBank genome assembly. NCBI's taxonomy places the organism in Eukaryota, Metazoa, Nematoda, Chromadorea, Rhabditida, Trichostrongylidae.
AUGAUGGCGACCAAGACACUAUCACAUGAGAAGAAGCGAUCAGCAGGGGAAGGUCCAGCGGAAAGCGCUCCUCUUCCUCAACGUCCAUUCAAAGCAGCUCAUGACUCGUUUCGUCUACGAAUGUUUCAAGAACAACAUGGAUUUGAACCGGUAGUUUUUAUGACUAAAAAACGAACAAGAGACAACAAAUCAGUGAUGAGCGAGUUCAAAGGUGGCGAUCUGAACAAGUACACGGCGAAAACCUACGCGAUUCAGAACGGCAACGAGGUGUUUGGAGGUAUGAAUCGGCUGAGGUUGUUGGUAUUUUUGGUAUUUUUUGUGGCUUUUCAGUAG